UUAAUCGUAAUGGCAAGACAAAUCGAAAUUAUUUUGCUACUUAUUGCUCAGUGUUCCUGUUCCACGUUUCAAAACAGAUUCACAGUUCUAAAUGGGGUCUUUUUAGGGACGGUAGACGACCAGAUAAGGGACGUGUCGCUCCUUCAAUGUGCUGUUUUCUGCCGACAUCGGAAGCGUCAAAAUAGAUGUCAGACUGCCGGAUACGACAUAUUAACUGGAACGUGUUAUUUCAGCCUGGACUCCAUUUACAACAUGACACCGGCUCCAAACGAUCAGCUGUAUGUUAUGGAAAUGUUUGAACUGCCGACAAUAACUGUUCCACCAGCAACCACAUCUACAACUGAGGAAGGGCAGUGGGUCUCUGGGGUGAUUACGUAUUCGUCGCAGUAUGGUACCGACGGGUGGAGUGCGCAGCAAAUACUGGGUGUUCCAGAUGUGUACCCUACAUACGCGGAUGACACUAGAGCAUGGGCCCCACAAGUCAUCGACGCCAACCAGUUCUUGGAGUUCCAGUUCGCCACUCCCGUCUACGUAACACAAGUCGACGUCUACGAGACUUUCAAAGCUGGCGGUGUCAAGGCUAUUAAUUGCCUUGAUGUCUCAGGCACGUGGAUAACGCUAUGGUCGACGCCCCAAGUAUCCGUUAUUGAGUCUGCGAGGAUAUUUAGUCCAUUGUUUACGUCUACAAUUCCUUGUUUCUCGAACCAAAUUCGGUUGGAUAUCGACUGCACCGUAGCAGUUAGCUGGGUGGAGAUAGACUCUGUGAGGCUGCACGGCUCCCAGGUGCCGACAACAACUAGUCCACCAGCAACCACGUCUACAAUUUAGGAGACCACGAUGAUGUGGACAUCGGGAUACACUCCUUCCUUAAAUUAAACUGUAUUGCCGGCAAGGUGGUCCUGUAUUCAUGCAGCCUUUGCCGGCCAGGACCGAUCAUUUCCAGCCCAAACAAGAAACAUGAACAUUAAAGACAAAAAUGAUAUGUUUUAAACAAAAUUUGAAAAUUAUUAUAGCCAAUAAACUAUUUGAUAUCAAUAUUCAUAAAUGUCGCUGACAAAUAUCUAAACUUAAUUCUUCUUAAUCAAAUAAAGUAAAUCGUCACGUAUGGUUUCCUAUCCCGAACAUCCCGGAUAUUCGGGAUAAGAAACAAUACGUGACGGUUUACGCUAUUUAAAUUACAUUAAUUCGUAUUAUCUGUCAAAAUGUUGCAUAUGAAAAAAGCCUUAUUUAAUUAAAUGUAAUUGGUAAAUAUAAUUUAAAUACAAAUGCACUCGUGCUAAAGUGAUUAAGUAUGUAGACUCAUGAAUAUGUGAUAUUUAUAAAAUUAUAUUAUCUAAAUACAAUGACGAUUAUGAUUAGUCUGUUUAUAUGUGUUCUUACUUUUAAAUACGUUUGUAGUUAACCUAUAAUUGAUACAAUGUAUGAUGUCAACACACAUCUUGUGUUUUAAUGAGCAUUCCUUGGAUGAUGACUAUUAUUUAUUUAAUUAUCAUGUCAACAAAUUAUAUAAUUUCAUUCUGGCACAGCUGUUUUCAAUUUAAGCGCCAUUGCAUGUAAAGGUCAUUUAUUAUAACACAUUAUUUUAGAAUUAGAACAAUCCCUAAACAAUUUGUGUUGUUUUUAAUGAAAUACAUCGAAAACAAAUGCAAAUUACAACUAUUUGACGUAUUUUGAUAAAUUUGGCAACAAUAUCACCGUUUUGUCGUUAACAUAUUAUCAAAUAAGCCAAUUUAUGCAAUUAUUUAGAAAAGUUUGAUUAAUUAAAUGCACCAACACAUGGGUUGUUGUGUAUAUUAGGAAA
Messenger RNA from Dreissena polymorpha, 1801 nucleotides. RefSeq lists its product as uncharacterized. Lineage: Eukaryota; Metazoa; Mollusca; Bivalvia; Myida; Dreissenidae. The transcript has 8 exons. The record is from RefSeq and is a predicted model, not a curated record. Bases 10 to 828 code for a protein of 272 amino acids.